AAAGAUCAUAAAACAUAAAACAUUCUAAAACCCUAGUCUCAUCGGACCUGAAGAAAAAGCUUUGAUCUUUUCUGAAUAAAGAAAGCUCGUUACGAUGGAGAACCACUCUGAUCUACCUUCAAGAUCCAUGGAGGAUGUUGCAGCUACUCAACCCCUCUACGAACAAGAGGAAUCUGAGGAUACGCAGAGCGAGAACAGUGAAGUUGAAGUUGAAGUUGAAGACCUCCAACAACAAUACUUUGAGAACAGAGUGAAGUCUCUUGAAGCAGAGAAGGCUAAUGGAGAGAAUCAAUACCCACACAAGUUUUCUAUGUCGAUCUCAGUCGCUGAAUUCAUUGCAAAGUAUAAAAGUCUAUUCAACGGUGACCAUGUUGAAGAUGACCAAGUUUCUGUAGCUGGACGGAUAAUGAGCAAGAGAUCUUCAUCUACCAAGCUUUCAUUCUAUGAUUUGAAUAAUAGUUGUUUAAAGGUCCAAGUAAUGGCUGAUUUAAGGAAGUCUGAACUAGAUAAGGAUGAGUUUGCAAAGCUCCAUGAUUUUGCCAAGCGUGGAGAUAUCGUCGGUGUCACUGGUGUUCCUGGAAAGACUAAGAGAGGAGAGUUAAGUAUCUUCCCACGCUCGUUUACUGUGUUGUCUCCUUGCCUCCACAUGUUGCCGAAAGCUGCUAACAAUAAGAAGCAAGAAGUCUGGUCUCCAGGCAACCUAAGACAUCCUCAUACAUAUGUUCUUAAGGAUCAGGAAACUCGUUUUCGCCAGCGUUAUCUUGACUUGAUGAUAAACAAUCACGAGAUUCCUCAGAUAUUCAAGACCAUAGAUAACAUAAACAAGUACAUAAGACGCUUCCUCUCCGGUCUUGAUUUCGUUGAGGUUUCGACUCCAAUGUUUCACACGAUUCCCGGUGGAGCAACCGCGCGUCCCUUUGUGACACACCACCACGAUCUUGACAUGAAGCUCUACAUGCGUAUCUCACCUGAACUCCAUCUCAAGCAGCUUGUUAUCGGCGGUAUGGACCGUGUUUACGAGAUUGGGAAGCAGUUCAGGAACGAGAGUAUUGACAUGACACACAAUCCCGAGUUCACCACUUGCGAGUUUUACAUGGCUUACGCAGACUACAAUGACUUGAUGAAAAUGACUGAGGAUUUGUUGAGUGGGUUGGUCAAGGAACUAACAGGUGGUUACAGAGUCAAGUACCAUGCUAAUGGAUAUGAUAAGGAUCCAAUAGUAAUUGACUUCACUCCUCCAUACAGGAGGAUUGACAUGAUAGGAGAGUUGGAGAAGGUGGCUAAUUUCAAUAUACCAAAGGAUUUGGCUAGUGAUGAAGCUAACAAGUAUCUCAUUGAUGCAUGCGCGAGGUUUAAUGUCAAGUGUGCAGCUCCUAUGACAACUGCUCGUUUGUUGGAUAAGCUUGUUGGACACUUUCUGGAAGGGACAUGUGUUAACCCCACUUUCAUAAUGAACCACCCGGAGAUAAUGAGUCCUUUGGCUAAGUCGCACAGAUCCAUCAAGGGCUUGACUGAACGGUUUGAGUUGUUCAUCAACCAACACGAACUUUGCAAUGCGUACACUGAGUUGAACGACCCAGUGGUGCAGCGUCAGCGUUUUGCUGAUCAGCUCAAGGAUCGACAAAGUGGAGACGAUGAAGCAAUGGCUAUGGAUGAGAGCUUUUGCACAGCUUUGGAGUAUGGAUUGCCUCCUACAGGUGGUUGGGGGUUAGGAAUAGACCGGCUUGCUAUGUUGCUUACUGACUCCCAGAACAUUAAGGAAGUUAUUACAUUCCCACUAAUGAAGCCUCAGGAUGCAGUUCCAGAAGCGAAGAACAGCAAGGUUUAAAGGAUUUGCUUUUGUUUCUUGAAACAGAGAUAGUGUCUGACUUUUUUGUGAUUUUUGUUUCAGCUUUUCUUGUAAUUAAACCAAAAAAUAAUAAUAAUAAUAGUUUGUGUUUUAAAUAAUAAGGAGUUUGUGUCUAUAUUGUUGAAAAAGAAAUGUGUAUU
Molecule: messenger RNA, 1989 nt
Organism: Eruca vesicaria subsp. sativa (arugula)
Lineage: Eukaryota; Viridiplantae; Streptophyta; Magnoliopsida; Brassicales; Brassicaceae
Source: the annotation of a GenBank genome assembly